AUGGCCGUCAAUUUAUUGAAUAAGUCUUCGAUAAAUCAAAGUCUUCUUAGUGAUGAAGACCAAUUUGGACGUGAUUGGCAUGUAAAACGUUUUAUGCAUAUACUUUAUGGCGUGUUAGCUUCUUUGGCCAUUUUAGGUAAUUUUAUGGUAUGUUUCGUUAUCGUAACAACAAAAAAUGGGAGAAUGAUGAAAUCUGGAUUAAAUUUGCUAAUUUUAAGCAUGGCUAUGAUGGAUGCAGCUACAGGAAUAAUGAUGUUUGUUGUCCCUUCAUUUGUUGUUCCAGCUGCAGAUUACACCUAUCCGAGUAAUAAUAUCUCGGGAACAAUAUUUUGCCGCGUAUUUGCUUCGCAAUAUGCAAUUUUUUAUUUUGGUUUUGGCUCAGUUUUUACCAUUACCGCUAUUGCUAUCGAAAGGUGGAUUGCUGUCGCUAGACCAUAUUCAUACCGAAAUAUUGUAACUAUAAAAAGAACUAAACGAUUUUUAGUCGGUCUAUGGGUAUUCAAUACUGUUAUAUCAAUUGAUAUCCUGCUUCAACGAGAUUAUGAUAGCAAUGAGCAGCCUCCAUGCAAAUGGAAUUCUUUCAUUCGACAUCCACCAGGGCAAUAUCUGUUCAUUGUAAUGGAAAUUCUACGUUUAUUUCUACCGUUUAUCAUCAUUAUAGCAUGUUAUAUUGACAUAAUAAGGAGAAUUAUUACAGCGAUACCUGGAUUAUCGGUGGCCAAGGCCAAUUGGAACCGAGCCUCAUCUAUGUUGGUAAUAGUCAGGAAUCCCAGUUCAAUCAGAGCUAGACGUAGAGUAACUAUCAUGGUAGCAAUAUCAGCUUUAGCUUUUAUGAUAUGUUGGUUACCAAACGAAUUCUAUUUUACGCUAUAUGUUCUCAAUGUUAUACCUUAUAAUAUUGAUGUCAUUCGAUUUACCAAGACACUGAUUGUAGUAAGCUCAUGCUUGAGUCCUCUAAUCUAUUCUGCCACUAAUGAAGACUAUCGGCAAGGUAUCUGGACGCUUGUAAGCAGUUGCGAAUUUCGAAAAUCACCGCGAAUAGAUACGAAAUACCCCCAAAAAAGUAUUUUAAAUGUAGAAAAUAGUAGGAAUAUUGUAACACAACAGACUCACGAAACUGAAGGAAGCAAUUAA
Messenger RNA from Trichoplax adhaerens, 1134 nucleotides. RefSeq lists its product as uncharacterized. Gene Ontology annotation, biological process: G protein-coupled receptor signaling pathway. Gene Ontology annotation, cellular component: membrane. NCBI's taxonomy places the organism in Eukaryota, Metazoa, Placozoa, Uniplacotomia, Trichoplacea, Trichoplacidae. The coding region runs from base 1 to 1134 and encodes 377 amino acids. The transcript has a single exon. The record is from RefSeq and is a predicted model, not a curated record. Gene Ontology annotation, molecular function: G protein-coupled receptor activity.